Saccharomycodes ludwigii is the source of this 909-nucleotide messenger RNA. RefSeq names its product PAQR-type receptor (gene IZH1). The record is from RefSeq and is a predicted model, not a curated record. The transcript is spliced from 2 exons. Gene Ontology annotation, cellular component: membrane. Gene Ontology annotation, molecular function: signaling receptor activity. The coding region runs from base 1 to 909 and encodes 302 amino acids. NCBI's taxonomy places the organism in Eukaryota, Fungi, Ascomycota, Saccharomycetes, Saccharomycodales, Saccharomycodaceae.
AUGACUACCACUACAGUACAUCAAAGAAAUUUAAAGAGUUAUAAUGGUAGUAAAAUAAGCACUAACAUAAAAAGUGAAAAAAACUCCCAAAAUAAAAAUCAGAAAAUCCCUCUCUGUUCCUAUUCUGAACUACCUGAAUGGCAAAAGGAUAAUGAAUGGAUUUUGCACGGUCAUUUACUCCCUGGCAUAGGUUAUCUCCUGUUGCUUUUGUUUUUCACAGAUUUAGUGCUGAUUCCAUACCUGGUCUCACAUAUGUCUAUGAAUGGCCAUGAAGCAAUUGAUGUAAUUGAUUAUCUCAUGAUUAAUUUUUAUUUGGUGGGUGCUUUUUUAUGUUUAAUGUGCAGCUCGUUUUUCCACUGCUUCAAGCAGCAUUCGAAAAAGCACAGCGAUAUGUGGAGUAAAGCUGAUUACAUGGGUAUCGUUAUUUUGAUUUCUGCUUCCAUUAUUUCACUGUUGUAUUACGGCUAUUAUGAUCAUUUGUCUUAUUUCAAAAUUUUCACAAUAAUUACAAUAAUACUAGGUUCAAUUUGUUCUGUUUUUGUGCUAAACGAUAAGUUUAAUGAAAAAGAUUUCAAGAUUUAUAGAGCUACAUUUUUCAUAUUAUUUGGAUUUAGUGGUAUUCUCCCGGUGGGAAUGGGUUUUCUAAAAUUCGGAAUCGUUGAAAGUUGUAAAAGGGUACAGUUCAACUAUCUUCUAUUAGAAGCCGUAUGUUAUAUCACUGGAGCUUUGAUUUAUGGUUUUAAAUUACCUGAAGCCUUUGCACCAGGUAAAUUCGAUUGUUUUGGUAAUUCCCAUCAAAUCUUCCAUGUUUUCGUAGUUUUAGGUUCCUUAUUUCAUCUAAGAGCUGUUGUUGGUUCUUUUAUAUUGAUGCACAGUGGUUAUCACACCAACAAUUUGUUGAUCUUUUGA